This is a messenger RNA of Callorhinchus milii (elephant shark), 1714 nucleotides long. Its product is annotated as dnaJ homolog subfamily B member 9. NCBI's taxonomy places the organism in Eukaryota, Metazoa, Chordata, Chondrichthyes, Chimaeriformes, Callorhinchidae. Gene Ontology annotation, cellular component: endoplasmic reticulum. Gene Ontology annotation, molecular function: protein-folding chaperone binding; misfolded protein binding. The transcript has 4 exons. Bases 383 to 1015 code for a protein of 210 amino acids. The record is from RefSeq and is a predicted model, not a curated record.
CGUGGAGGCAGUUUCUCUCUCUCCGGACAAUAGGCGGCGCCGAGAGCGACGGUCAGUUGUCCAGGCCUGGCAGCCGCAUCGGAGAUACAACUCCAGUAGGCGACACACAACACAUCCUACAGGCCGCAGCGGAGUCUCGGCCUCCAGUCAGCAGCUGUCUCUGCUGCGACUACCAGUCUGCUGAUGCCCUGCCAGCUUGUUUGAUGGACAUCAAGGCCCGGAUGAGCACAAAUUUCCUGCAGCUGAAUGUCGACAAGACGAAAGCCAUACUUUUUGGCUCCCAUCAACGUCUUCUCUCCUGCCGGUCUGAAUUCCUCAUCCUUCCCGGGCUCCUUCAGACUUUCCAAAUCCGUGCACAACUUAAUUGUCAGAGCUCAUCAUAAUGGCAAUAGCACAGUCUGUCUUUGCAUUUGUCGUCUUUACUAUAAUGAUAUCCGAGUUCAUUCUGGCGAGGAAGGAUUACUAUGAUAUUUUGGGUGUGCCAAAAAAUGCAUCUGAUCGUCAGAUCAAGAAGGCGUUUCAUAAGCUCGCGAUGAAAUACCACCCAGAUAAAAACAAGAGCCCAGAUGCAGAAGCCAAGUUCAGAGAAAUUGCAGAAGCUUAUGAAACCCUCUCUGAUGAGAAGAGCAGGAAGGAAUAUGACCAGAUGGGCCACCAGUUUUUUGGUGCAAGUCAUCGAGCCCAUUCUUCCAAUUUCAACUUCGACGAUUUCCUGAAGGACUUUGAUUUUGGCCACAGACCGCAGCACAAGAAACAUUUCAAUGGUCACUUCAGAGGCCAUCAGGGGGCACGCAAGUUUUCCUUCAAUGGCGGACAGUACUCUUUGGACGAUGGAUUGUUUGAUGACAUGUUUGAGGACAUGGAGAAGAUGUUCUCGUUCAGCAGCUUCAGCAGCACUCACAAAAAUACAGUGAGAACUGAGACCUUUCAGAGUACCAGCAAGCAGCACUGCAAGACUGUCACACAGCGCAGAGGAAAUAUGGUCACCACGUACACUGACUGUUCAGUGCCGUAAGCAAUGUGACCUGUCACACCGCAGGGUUUGCGUGGCACUUUUCUGGUGUCAUGGCUUGUUGGCCAUGCAGGAGCAUGCAGAAAGCAAUUGCUGAGCCGAAUUGCACAAAAGUCAUGUUUUCCUUUCUGUUUUUGUGAACAAUACAGAAAUUAUUGGGAUGGAAUAGGCUAAUGGGUCAUAUAAUAAACUGUUAACCACUUAACGAUUGUUAAAGUACCUAUUUCUGGUUUAGUAAGCUUUGAUAUCUUUUAAACAAAAAGCAAUAUUAGAGUAUUUUAUGUAUGAGUUGAUACACAGGACAUAGCAAAAGAAUGCUUCGAAUGCAUAGAAAUAUAAAAUGAGAAGGGGAAGAGAAAAGGAACAUUCAGUUAUGUGACCGCUUAGUGUAAUUUAAGUGGAAAGCUGAAGACUUGAUUUGCACACAAAUUUCACAAUAUGCCGACAGAACACAAUUAGGUACAUGACCUGCUGACGGAUUAAUCUGCUUUUUGCAGUUUUUCGGCAAGGUCUGUGUGCUGUGCUUUCGCUCAUCCAGUAGGGCUUUAGCUUUUACAGCGCAUUAGUGCAUAGGUCUUCAUCUUGUUGCGUCUACUAUUUUGUGUGUGUUUUUGCUGUUGCCUUUUCUGACUUGAAUUAAAAAAGAGUGAAGUAAGGGAUGGCCAUGCAUUCAGACCUAACUUCCAAACUUGGAUAUUUGAA